AUGGCUGGUAAUAUUUCCAAUCAAAGCAAACAAAACAAACAAGUCAAACAAAAGUCUCAAGAAUCCCCGGUUACUCCUCCUGCUUCUCUCGGCCCAUCAAAGCUCCAGGACAUUGCUGAUCUGGCCUUGUUGACCCGGCCUAGUAGUCACGCCAAACGUACCAGAGUCCGUCGACGAAAUCCUAAUCAUGUUCCUCGCCCUAUGAACUGUUUCUUGGUCUAUCGUUGUGAGAAACAAAAAGAAAUCUCAACUUAUUGUCCAGGCGCGAAUCAUCGAGAUAUAUCCAAAAUAAUAGCCAAGUGGUGGCAUGAAGCCCCUUCUUCCGAAAAAGAAUUCUAUCGCACCUUGGCCGAUCGAGGCAAACAGCAGCACUCUGAACAGUACCCACAGUAUAAAUACUCUCCUCGCUCAAGACGUCAAAAGCAAGCUGAUGGUACUGGUCUUGUAAAGGAAGAAGAGCAUUGCGGGCAUAUGUAUGACGAAUUCUCUUACAAUCUCACUGGUAUAAUACUCCAAGACUCCUCAUGUCCAGCAUGUCCCACCUACUGGCAGCCCGUUUCCGAAAAUACGGAUAUCACAGGUCACGAGAAAUCAAUGUUUCCUGGAUCAGUUGGCCUUAAUACCAGCACCCAAAUACUAUACUAUCCAGCCUUUCAGAUCUCUCAUCCCCUUUCGACAAUGUACUCUUUGGGCUAUGACUUAGGAUUAAGCGUCGAAGAUGUCCCUUAUACAACAACACUCGGGUUUUCUCCAUCAUCUUCUCCUGACUGGGAGUCCUUACAGAACGAAGCUGAUACUGGGAUAAAUAGAUCGUUGUAUAGCGGGACCUUACCAUUCUACGUGAAUGAGUCAAUUUCAUGUGAUAGCCCUAAAGAUACACAGUAUAUCUUAAAGCAGGAUAUUUCUGACAAGGAUUAUCUCUCUUGUUCCUUCUUAUCUAAUAUACCCAACUGUAUGUAUUCCCUUUAA
Phycomyces blakesleeanus NRRL 1555(-) is the source of this 969-nucleotide messenger RNA. RefSeq lists its product as hypothetical. Gene Ontology annotation, cellular component: nucleus. Gene Ontology annotation, biological process: regulation of transcription by RNA polymerase II. The record is from RefSeq and is a predicted model, not a curated record. The coding region runs from base 1 to 969 and encodes 322 amino acids. Lineage: Eukaryota; Fungi; Mucoromycota; Mucoromycetes; Mucorales; Phycomycetaceae. Gene Ontology annotation, molecular function: DNA-binding transcription factor activity, RNA polymerase II-specific; RNA polymerase II cis-regulatory region sequence-specific DNA binding. The transcript has 2 exons.